GGGGGACUGAGUGAGUAUCUGAGUUUGUGCGGUGGUGUGUUGCUUUGCCUGGGAGUGAGCACCAGACAGUCCCUCAGUCAGUGUGUGGGCUCGGCGUGGGGAGGAAGUGCUCUCCUUCAGACAACCAUCACUUUGUUGAGCUCUGUGGAACAAUUUACAUCGUGUUCCUGAGGUUCUUGUCCACAUCCCGUGGCUGAGCAAGACUGAUUGGCUGUAAUGAACUGACAGGGCUGCACGAGUGACCACUACGCCUGAGAGUGACAGCACUCGCCACCCCUGCCUCCCUAUACACCCCGUGAUACUUGAACCAGCAGAACACCACCACCUGACAUACACGUGCUUACUGCUGCAAAAAAAAAGACACCACCACUUGCAUUACCUUGAUUGAUUAACACUGUUCACCUGCUGAUUCAAAAUGGGAGUCAAGCUUCUUCACCCACGCAGACGAAGCUUAAUCUUCAAAAUGCUUAUGUUCUGUACCUUCCUUGGCUUCGUGGGACUGUGGUACAAAAAUGACGAGCCAGGGAUCGAUACCCCGGCCGAACUCGAGCCACGGAAGGACUCCCAGCAGGAUUCCCUCAACCUUAUACAGGAUUCUGAUAAGGCGAAAUUCCACGGCCACACCGAUAAGCCUGACCACCUGCCGGGGCCCAUCCUGGAGGUCAGCAAUAGGAUAGAGCAAGGGGAGGCUGCGGGGAUUCCUGCGCCGGUACUGCAAAACAUCCUGCCUCCUAAACCUCCUAAUUUGCCAAGCCCUCAGGAUGCCGCGGAGAGGAUGAGGGCGGAGAUGUGGUUCCUGGAGGAUGAGAGGAAGGUGGUGCGGGGCAUGGGUGAGGGAGGAAAGUUGGUGAAACUGAGUGGUGAGGAAGGGAAGCUGGCUGAAGAAGUAAUGAAGAAGGAAGCGUUUAAUCUUAUCCUCAGUGAUAAGAUUUCUGUCAAUCGCACCGUGCCGGACUCAAGAGAUCCACUAUGUAAGACUCUUCACUAUGACCAGGACCUGCCCACAGCCUCCGUCAUCAUUAUCUUCACCAACGAGGCGUGGAGUCCGCUGAUCAGAACCAUAUGGUCAGUCAUCAACCGCUCGCCGCCUCGCUUCCUCAAAGAGAUCGUCCUCGUUGAUGACUUCUCAGACAGAGCUGAGCUCGGGGAGAAGCUGGACCUGUAUCUCAAGUACCGUCUGCCGCCCCUGGUGAAGAUGGUGAGACUGAAGGAGAGGCAUGGCUUGAUCCGGGCGAGGCUGGCUGGGGCGAGGGAAGCUGUGGGGGACGUGCUCAUCUUCCUGGACUCUCACUGUGAAGCCAACGAGAUGUGGAUGGAGCCUUUGCUUCAAAGAAUAAAGGAAAGCCGCUCUGCUGUUCUGGUUCCCAUCAUAGAUGUUAUUGAUGACUCCACUUUGGAGUAUUACCACGGCAAUGGGAGAUACUUUCAGGUGGGUGGAUUCACCUGGAGUGGUCACUUCACCUGGAUUGAAAUCAGUGACAAGGAGCAGCGGCGGAGAGGCAGCCCCGUUGGUCCGACCAGGUCACCCACAAUGGCUGGUGGUCUGUUUGCUAUUGAGCGUAACUACUUUUGGGAAAUUGGCAGCUAUGAUGACGGCAUGGAUGUGUGGGGUGGUGAGAAUCUGGAAAUGUCCUUCAGGGUGUGGAUGUGUGGAGGUACACUGGAGACCAUUCCGUGUUCCCGAGUGGGGCACAUCUUCCGUUCCUUCCACCCCUACACUUUCCCAGGCAACAAGGACACACACGGCCUCAAUACGGCUCGUAUGGCUGAGGCCUGGAUGGAUGACUACAAGCGGCUCUUCUACCUCUACCGACCAGAGCUUCAGCAAGCAGACUAUGGAGAUGUGAGUGAGAGAAGAGAGUUGAGGAACCGUCUGCAGUGCAAGAGCUUCAAGUGGUACCUGGACAACAUAUACCCACAGAAGUUCAUCCUGGACGAGGACUCUGUGGCUUUUGGCCGGGUGCAAAACUUUGCCAGGGAUAUUUGUCUAGAUACUCUCGAACGUGAGGACCUAGACAACAAGGAGUACACCCUGGGAUUGUAUUCUUGCCAGCUUGCACCCCUCCACAAUGAGUUUAUGUCACUAUCCAAGAAUGGUGAGCUGCGGCGGGAGGAAGUGUGUGCCGAGGUGCCACCCACCCCUGGGGUAACCACUCAGAGGGUGCGCAUGGUUCGCUGCCAUGGUCGCCGGGGGAACCAGGAGUGGUACCUCACACAGACGGGCCACGUGGUGCACAAGCCCAGCAACAAGUGCCUGGACCGCGCCUACAAGCAGUCCAUGGAUGACGUGUUUGUGGCAGACUGUGCCAACUCCAUCACUCAGCAGUGGUGGUUUGACCACUACAACUCCCUGUGAGGUCCAAGCUGCCGUCCUGGUGAAGAGAGCCUGCACUGUGAGAUGUAGGAUGCCGAGGGAAGAGGGAAUCACACGCUGGUGCUGUGAGGGGAGAAUGUGGGAGCAGCAGUAGUUCAGUGGGCAACUAGUCAAGGAGGACGUGAGAGGUGUUGUGGUACCCACUAUAUCUAUCUGUGUUCCAAGUUCCUACUGUGCUAACUGAACCAAUCACAAGAUACGGACGAAAUGUCUGCCUUAUAUACAUACAUAUGUUAAUAGUAAUUACACAUACAUAAGACUGUAUUCUUUCCUAUGGACUUAAUGAUUGUGUGAAAGUGUUAUCCAAGAGUCUGCAUGGAGAAGUUGAUGAAAAUUUUAAAAUUUGUCAGGGUUAUAUAUGAAAAAGAUUUAUGAGCAUGAAUAAUUUGUCAAUAAAUGUGUGGUAUUUCUUAGGAUUCAGAAAAUGAGGUGCAUACAGUAUCAGUGAAUGCUAAAACAUAAUCCAUGGAGAAUGUGAUAUACCUGAGAAGAGAUGAAUGAACUUGAAGAACUUAUCAAAAGAAGAAAUUUGAAUUUAUGUGAGAAAUGCUUGAAUUUGUAAAAUGACAUCCAUAUCAAUGAAUGCAUGAAUAGAUUACAGGGGUUAUAAUGCAAGUUUUAUUGUACAUAAAUAUAUUUUUAUAUUUGCCAUAGGAAAAUAUAGUCUUAUAAAGAGAAAACAUCAACAAUAUGCUUUGUUUUCUGUGCAUCAUCCAUUCAUGAUAUGUUUUGGGUGUGAACUGCACAGGAAAUGUUAUAGAAACACAACAUGGUUAUUGAUGCAUUUCAGGAUGAUUUCAUGCAGUCUGUUAAGUGCAGUAGUAACACAGAAGGGAAAGUUGUGGAGGAGGAAGUAAUGAAGUAACUAUAUCUCUCUCACACACAGAAAAGGAACAUUAUUGUGUUAUGCAAAGCACUGGUUAAAGAAGGGAAAGGUUUGGAGGAAAAGAAGGAAACCAUCAAAUUUCUUUCACUGGUAAUGAAUAAAAGUAUUUAUGAUGUUAUCUGAUAACUUGUUAGCAUCUUUAUAUCAUAAAUGCACAUAUAACUUUUACAAAGCUUUAUUUUCAAAUUUCAUUUUAACCUGGGGAAAAGCUAACAUGUGGCUCCUUGGUAUAGUAGCAUACUCACAGCUUGGCCCUGAUUUUUUGGCAGUGUCUUAGUAAGGAGAAGUAAUGCUUUCAGAACUUUAGCUGUCCCCAUAACUUGCUACUAGAACAUUUCACAUUGAGUCCUGCAACACUGUCAUUACAUGUACUUUGAAAUUCACACACACAUACACACACAUGUACACAUCCUCCCUCCACUUAGCAUCACAACAUACAACAGCCUCACUGCAGCAGAUCAGGGAAGUUCAUAUCACUGGUGUUUGCUCAAGACCUCUUCUUUGCCCUGUGUGGUGGUGAUAGUGGUGGUGGUGAUGGUAUGGUGUAGUGUGAUGUGCUGAUUGGACCAAACACUCCCCAGUGGUGAAGGCUAAACAGCCAUGUGUUAUUUAUUAACUUUAAAUGAUUAUGUAUGUGACUCAGUACUGAUUCAUACAACAAAAUUGUGUGUAUUCUGUAGAUAAUUAUAGAAUGUAAACUUGCCACAGGAAACUAAAAUCUUAAUGGGCUUCUUGUUUUUUGCACAAAAAAAUAAUUCUUAGCAGAAUGAAUAUGAGCAAUGAAUAACAGAACCAAAAAUCUAAAAAAAAACAUCACUAACAUUACAUUACUCUAAAGUCAUAACCCAUCAUCUUAUCUCAUUUUGAAUAUAUCCAUUCAUAUUGAGAAAUUAUUACAACAAGGUGCUCAACUGUAUUCUAAAUUCAAAAUGAAAAUUUAUGUAAUGAAAAUUUCAGUUACAGUACAGAAAAAAAAAAGUUUGGUUUAAAUCACAAAUAUAAACUAAUCAGAAUAGUAUUUCAAUGUAUAUUUGUGAUUAUGUAUUAAGGUGAGUGUCUCUGGUAAGCUAGAUUUGUUGAAGGAGAGGAGACAAAGACUUGAUGAAUUGUAAUCUGCCACCUCUUCUUCCCUUCCAGUCCUGUGUUGGGAGGAAGGAAGUUUAUAUCAAUUGGAGAACUUCUUAUUUUUUAUUGGUUGUAAAACUGCUUGAAAUAGUACUGUACAUAUGAGUAUAGUUUUGUAGUAAGAUUUAUAUAUGUAAAUAUAUUUAUAUGUGAAUAACAAAAAAAAAAAAAAAAAAAAAUAGGUUGAUUUAAACCAGGUUAUGAGUAUCAUAUCACAUUUUAGAACAGAACUAGAAUAAAUUUUGUUGAAGGGUUAAUUAUACAUUGAUAAAGUAUUUUUUGGUUUGUAAUGUUAUUUUUUGUACAGUGAGUUCAGAUUGCUAAAUCUCUGAUGGCAGGUUGUAAAUAAUGCAGAUCAUAUUGUAUCACAUUCUGUGGAGAAAAAAAAAGCUUGAACAAAAUUGGCUGAGAAUUAUACAGUAAUAAACUAUAAAUGGUUGAUAUUAUUUUUUGUAUGAAGUCAGAUUGUUUUAGCUGUGAUGGCAAACUGUGAAUGAAAGCAAUGAAAGCUUGGACUUUUGCUUGGUUCAGAUCAAGCCUUUGUAAUUCAUUCAUAUUUAUUUAGGUAACAAGACUGCCUUGCCUAUGUGUAUGUGUGGCUGGCAGGUCUGUGCUCAUUUUGUUAUGGUCAGUAAGCAGGAGAUAACACAAGGAACGGGUGUUAGGUGUAGAUAGAUAGAUAGAUACAUCACAAGGACAGUAUUAGAGAUGGCUUUGUGUUGAUGUGAGAGUGUGAGUGUGUGUACCUAUUUGUAACCUAUUCAUUCCAUCCACUACCUUGUUUACUGUGUUAUCUCACUUGUGUUAGUAUGGUGAUGAUGAUGAUGAUGAUGAUUUGUACUGGAGAGAAUGGUGGUGUGUGUGUGUGUGUGUGUGUGUGUGUGUGUGUGUAAGCAUGGUGAUGAUGAAUGUAAUGUGCUUUAAGAAAAACUGAUGUGUGUGUGUGUGUGUUCAUUGUACUUAGUGGAUGUGUUUGGAUGAAAAUCAAUGUUUCAAAGGAUGGGUGUGAGUCAGGGCAGUGUCAUAUGAUGUGAUAAAGUCCAGAAUGUUAUUACUGAACUUACAAUGACUCAAAGCACUGUUGGUGGUAAAUGUUUCUCCAACCAUUAAGGUUUCUUUGAAUCACCCAAUACCAACUAAAUACAAGAUUGUUCUAAGGUAACUGACAUUAUGUUUUUUGCUUAUUCUGUGAAUAUGUAAAGAUCCAGACUCAUUUAUAAUCAACAUCAUAUUGUUUAGUUGUGAUUUUUUGCCCUGUAUCAGGAAGCCACUUGUGCUGUCCAAGAAACCAAGAGACCACAGACCAUUUGCGGUGAUAAUGGUCAAGAGAGAGAGAGAGAGAGAGAGAGAGUGAGUGAGUGUUGUUUAUGCUUUUAUAAUUACUAUGUUUUUAUUUGGCAAUGAGUGAGGUUGUUUUGCAUUGCCACGGUAUUUUUUGAUAUAUAUUAUAUCUGUGUGUGGCAAUGGAAGGGUGAAGGAAACAGAGGAUUAAUUGUACUUAAUUUAACACGUUUUUUGUACUGUUUCUCGGCAAACUGGUUGUAUAUGUGAGAAUGAAGCACUUCUUUAAU
This is a messenger RNA of Portunus trituberculatus (swimming crab), 5956 nucleotides long. RefSeq names its product probable N-acetylgalactosaminyltransferase 9 (gene Pgant1). Lineage: Eukaryota; Metazoa; Arthropoda; Malacostraca; Decapoda; Portunidae. Gene Ontology annotation, cellular component: Golgi apparatus. The transcript has 11 exons. The record is from RefSeq and is a predicted model, not a curated record. The coding region runs from base 416 to 2356 and encodes 646 amino acids.